This is a messenger RNA of Spirodela intermedia, 16263 nucleotides long. The record is from the annotation of a GenBank genome assembly. NCBI's taxonomy places the organism in Eukaryota, Viridiplantae, Streptophyta, Magnoliopsida, Alismatales, Araceae.
AUGGCCUUGUGGAUAACCAGCGGGGAAGGCCACGAGAAUGGGAAUGUCUUCUUGGUGAACUCCGGGGAGAGGUUGAGGCACGUCCCGGCGCCAGAAAGAUGGACGGAGGCAAGGAGGAUAUCUCUCGUGCACAAUAGGAUUGGUGUGCUCCCUGAGGAGCCAGCUCAGGUGCAUAAUCUGCAGACGCUGUUGCUGAACGGAAAAUAUCGUCUGAGGGACAUCGACCGAGGGUUUUUCCAGCUCAUGCUGAGACUUCUUGUUUUGGAUCUGUCGAACACGGGAAUAAGGCUUCUUCCACCGGAAAUCGGGUCACGGCUUGAAACUGCGGUUUUUCAAUCUAUCAUGAACUGGGCUUGGAUCAUUGCCCGUUAGGGAGGUCGACGAAGCUGAAAGAAGUGCAUUUGGAGGACGUAAAUCCUCUGGAGAGAAUCCCACACGAGGUCUCAUCGCUUCCAGACCUGCAGUCGCUAAACAUUACCCGUUCCAAGGGCAUUGCAAUUUCCUCCAGCAGCACGCCGCCAUAAACGGCAUCAGCAGGAAACUGGCAUCAAUACCAACCGCGGCUGCAGCUUGUUGCCUCUGAAAACCAUCACCAGGGAAGUUUGGUAACCCAUACUGCCCGGGCACUGGAGGGAGCCCUACAGAAGGCUGGCCUACCUCACCGCUGCCGGCUCGUUGGGCCCUUGGAAUCCCACAUCAGGAAACCCCCUCGAUCCAUCGAUGUCUCUCUCGCCCGAUCCCCACCGAUGCCAGGGAUCAACGUCGGCCGCUCGGGGAAAACCGAAGGCCGCUUCUUCUGCAGCGGGGGAGGGGGCAGCAAGAGCGGAGGCUGAUGCAUCACCGGUAGAAAAGGAGGUCUCUGAGGCAACGGCAACGGCAACAGCGACGGCAACGGCAACGGUGGGGGCGGCGGCGGUGGCAGCAAUGUCUCCGGCUUCUUCUCCACCUCCGCCUCCCCGGUGAAACCCGCGUCCUCGCUCCUGCGGGGCGUCUCGAGGAAGUUCUCUGAUGGUCUACUGGCGGGCCCAUCACAUCCCCGCAGGGAGACCUGAAGGGAUCAGGCCGCCGCCACUUUCGUCUCAUUUCAGAUCCACAGGUAUCUAGGAAAGACUCGCACAUGACACAAAGGAUCCGUGGCACGCAAAGGAGGGAGGAUAGGCGAGGGACAAACAAGUAUUCCCCUAGUGGAGUGUGGAGGUUUGUCCCCUCGGAGUGGCUACUAUCGGGCUUCUGCGCAGUUCCAUUGUCCUUUUCCCUCUUCCCCUUGGAGGUUUGUCCACGCAGAGUGCAGGGUACGACCCCUUUCCCAGAUGCCUUGUCUACGCACCUAACUAGUUCGCUGUCUACUCCUCCCUCCUACUACCCCCUACGCCCUCGCCCGACGCACCCACGGGACUCCCUCCGGUAAACAGGAAGGUCCAUCCAUCUCACGGAGAAAAGGGAGACCUAUCAUUCUCCCCCACAUUGACGUCCUUGGUAGAGAUCGUGGGAGUCCUCGUUCAAAAGAAAUCUCGCGCCGGACUAGAGAGAUGUGAGGAAGAAAUGAACCACCCCCCCCCCGGCGAUUUCUUUUGAACUUCCCUGAAACCUAAUCCUCUGGAAGUACGAAGGAAGGUUGAAGACCACCUCCUCUCUCUUUCUCUCUCUCCACGCCUUUCUCUUGUAGCGAGACAGAUAGAGAGAGAGAGAGUGAGGGGGUCCGCCCGGAGCCCCUCUCUCCUCCCGAUCCCCAUCGUCAUCGAAGGUCUAUCGAUCCCUAUCGCCCGAUUUCACCUGAAUGAACGGCUGAGAUUGAUGGCACAAAUAAACCAGAAGUCAACACUUGAUCGGAAGAAAAUGAUCUCACAGGGGCUGAACAGUUUAAGUCAAUGAGGGAGAAUCGGCAGAAGACGGUGGAAGAUAUUCAGAUGAGGAUCCCGUGCGGUGAUCCCAACAAACAAAAUUACAUUUUCUGAGCUCCACGACUCCUCAUCCAUCUUAUCUUUCCAGCUGUUCGGUGAGCAGUGCGGCUCUACGCGAUCCCUUCCUUCCUCACUGGUAGGGAUUGCCGGCAUGAAUCCCUUCCUUGUUUGUCUGGGAUUCUUCUGGGAUCCGUUAUCGCAGGGUAUGCAAAAUUUCCUGCAGAGCAGCACGGGGGAAGCCGUCUCCUGGGUGUGGAAUCUGGCCGCCGGUGGAAUCGUCACUCUCAUUCUGCUGGACUCCAGAGCGGCGGAGCUGGACAGGGAGAUGACAAAUCUGAUCGUUGUAAGAGAAGAUCUACAAGAGAAGAUCAAACAACGAGAGCUUGAGGACAUGAGGCCGACCCGCCAGGUCCAGGCUUGGCUCAGGAAGGUGCAGGAGAUCGAGUCCAGGGCGGCCGUUUUCGGGGUUUCCUUCCAGCAGAGGGGGGCCUCCUCUGAGGGCUCUUCUUUACGAUCCUCUUAUCGGCUCGGUUGUGAAGCUGGCGAGUGCCUGAAAGAAGUCCAGAGGCUGAAGACCCAGAGGGGCAAUCUCCUCCCCUACUCAUCCAGGCGCCGCCGCCCGCGGUGGUUCCGCAGCCGAUCUAUUCAGCCUCCAUCGUGGACGCGGAGAAGACGUUGUCGGAGAUCCGCAGCCUCCUGGAAGACAAUGAAGCGCUAGUCGUCGGGAUCUACGGCUUGGGAGGAAUAGGGAAGACGACCCUCUUGAAGGCGAUCAACAACGAGUUCCUCCAGAGGGGAUCCGGCGGUUUCGAUCUGGUGAUUUGGGUCACCGUCUCCAAGGAGCUUGAUGUCCGGAAGGUUCAAGAGGACAUCGCCGUCCGGCUGGGCUACUCUCGCCCCGGAAAAGGCCAGGGCCAGACCCUCCCAGAGCAUCCAACCGACAGGGUCAAUACCCUACUGAGCGCCCUCUCCAAGAGGAAUUUCCUUCUGCUGCUGGACGACCUGUGGGAGAAACUAGAUCUCGAAGCUGUAGGAGUCCCCUUCUCUUCCUCUUUCAGGAACGGAAGUAAGGUAUUCUUCACCACACGAUCAGAGAAAGUGUGCAACGAUAUGGACGCUCAGAGGAAAGUUAAGGUGCCCCUCUUGAAUCGAAAGAGCUCUUGGAAGCUCUUCUGCCAAAAGCUGGGCAGGAAAGAAGACCAGUGGGACCCAUCUAUGAGAUCUCUCGCUGAAGCCGUUGUUAAGGUGCCCUUGUUGAAUUCAGAGAGCUCUUGGACGCUCUUCUGCCAAAAGAUGGGAAAAGGAGAAGACCAGUGGAAUGAUCUCUCUAUAAGGUCUCUCGCAGAAGCCGUUUGUCAAAAAUGCGGAGGCCUUCCGAUCACCCUCAUUACCGUAGGCCGGGCCAUGGCAGGCGUCACGACCCGUGACGAGUGGCAAGUGGCUCUCAUGGCGCUGAAGAGCAUACCCGCGGAGCUCGGAGACAUGAAAAAGGUCCUAAUUCUUCUCAAGUUCAGUUUCGACCGAUUGAAAGAUACACCCGCCAAGGAGUGCCUUCUCUACUGCGCCCUCUACCCGAAGGAUCACAACAUCCUUAUAAGCGAGCUCAUUGAUUACUGGGUGGGUGAAGGGCUCUUAGAUACGGGACGCCAUCCCGACCCCAUUGAGAGAGCACGUAACCGCGGCCACCUGGCCAUCAAGAAUCUCAAGGCUGCCUGUCUGCUAGAAGACGGGGAGGUCAAAGGAAGACAGGUGAAGCUCCAUGACACGGUCCGCGAGAUGGCGUUGUGGAUAACCAGCGGCGAAGGCGACAAGAGAGGGAAUGUCUUCUUGGUGAACUCCGGGGAGCAGUUGAGGCACGUGCCGACGCCGGAAAGAUGGACGGAGGCGAGAAGGAUAUCUCUGAUGCGUAAUGAGAUACGCCUGCUCCCGGAAUUUGACGAGGCUGACACAACUGCGUCUGGAGUACACUAAUCUUCUUAAGAGUAUCCCACGCGAGGCGGUCUCAUCGCUUGAAAGGCUGCAGUCGUUGAACAUUUUUAACAGUAACUAUGAGUUUAGAGCAGGAUGGGAGGGCGGUGGUAGCGAUGGUGUGAUUGACCGUGAGGGGAGACAACUCUGUCUGAAAGACUUGGAGGACGGCAUGUGGAACCUGACGGAGCUCGGUAUUUCUAUAACAUGGAUGACCCAUGAAGACAUGCAGGCUGUACUGAACUCUCAGAGACUGUCUGCGUCGAUCAGAUUACUAUGUCUGCUAAAGGUGGGAAUCCGGUCUUUAGAUUUGUCUGCUUUUCUUGAGAUUAUGAAGGGCCUGAGAAGGCUUGGGAUUUGGAGUUCUACCGACUUGGAAGAGCCGGUCUUCAACACGAACCAGCUCUCGGAGCUGGAGGAACUGACAUUGGGUGAACUUCCCCGAGCAACGAUCUCUUGGAAAGAUGGCUACACCACAGCUGCCAUCUUCAAAAACCUUCGGGGAUUGUCGAUUACCGAAUGUGAAGCAUUGGAGGACAUAACGUGGAUCAGACAACUGCCCUGCAUUGAGAUGUUAGGACUAGAUGGAUGUUCGAGAAUAGAAGAGGUGAUAGUAGUCGAAGAGGUGACGGUGGACAACGUGGAUUAUCAAAAUGAUUCUUUCUUCCCUAAAUUAAAGUGGAUUUGGUUGUAUGAUCUUCCGAAUUUGAGGAGCAUAUGUAAGCAUCCGUUGUUGCUUCCUUCCUUGGAGGAAAUCGAAGUAGUCAACUGUCCAGAGCUGAAGAAGCUGCCCUUUGGGUUCUCUACUGCCAAGAACAUCCAACGCAUCUUCGGUAAACAAGAAUGGUGGAAUGGAUUAGAGUGGGAGCAUGAAGACGUCCGAUCCAAGUUUACCCCUUGUUUUCAACCAAUGUAGAAAUGCAACAUAACUGUUUAUAAUCUACGAACAGGAUCCAUUCAACAUCCGCAUCUGUAGUCCACCACCGCCUUUCCUCCUCUCUCUCCCGAUCGUCCGAUUUCACCGAAAUUUACGGUUGACAUUGAACUAUUAGCACGGUUGAAAUAUUCCAGCAGCCAACAGUUGAUGGUCAACGUUCGCCUGUCCAGCUGGGGUCCUUGCAAAUAAACGGCGCAUGAAGUUACCUACGAUAACAACAUCUCAAACUUUGUAUCGUCGUUAUUUCUUACUGACGGAUAUCAUUAAUGAAAGGAAAUUACAUCCAGAAUAAAAUUGCGGAACAUGAUAUGGUUCCAAUAACAGUAAAGAAGGGAACUUGUUUCCAAUAUUCAACGCAUUCAUAGUUCAUUACUCCCUCUACAUUGACUUUUUCAUAAAUUACUUUUCAUUUAAGUUGACUAAAUCAUUUUGACUUUUUCAUUCAUGCCAUGAAACGCUAUUUAUGUUUACUUAAAUCGUUUUCUAUUCAUAAGUUCCAAGAGAUUUAUAAUAACUAAGGGAGCAAAUAAUCCAUGAUCCUAUCUUCUUAAAUUACUUAUCAUUUAAGUUAACCAAAUCAUUUUGACUUUUUCAUUCAUGCCAUGAAACGCUAUUUAUGUUCACUUAAAUCUUUUUUUAUUCAUAAGUUCCAAGAGAUUUAUAAUAACUAAGGGAGCAAAUGAUCCAUGAUCCUAUGUUCUUAAAUUACUUAUCAUUUAGGUUAACCAAAUCAUUUUGACUUUUUCAUGCAUGCCAUGAAACGCUAUUUAUGCUUACUUAUAUCCUUUUUUAUUCAUAAGUUCCAAGAUAUUUAUGAUAAGCUAAGGGAGUAAAUGAUCCAUGAUCCUAUGUUCUUACGUUCAGCAUAAAAUAAACCUAGAAACAAGAACAGGCCACCUUGAAACCUGAAGACGAGCGAGCGAGGUAGCGAGAGACAGAGAGGAGACAGAGUCCUGGGCAUCAGAAUUAACCAGACGUUCUCAGGCGGUCGGACCUCGAUAGUUUCUGAAUAUAAGCUUUCGUUGGACUCCGAGUAAACACAGAUAUACAUACCUUGCCCACAAGUCGGGCAUUUGAAGAGUUUACAACAUAAAAAGCACAGAUACCUUCCAGGAUAGAUCCAUGGCCUCCGAUACCUUCAUAGCAUUUCCUCACCUGCCAAAGGAAGGAGUGAAGAAGAAGAUGUCGUCCAGCCGGUCAUUGGUGGGCGAAUUCCCACCGUAGACAAGCAGCCCUUCCUCCCCGUCCCGGCGACCCACGGAGAACGCGCACCAGCCGCGAGGCCCGGGGUGCUCCCCGGGCUCCGCCACCUCCGCCAGCUUCUUCCAUGCUUUCGUCGCCGUGUCCAACACGUACGAAUCGCCGGCGAAGCUCCCGGCGCCGAGAUGGCCGAGAUCGCUCGGAUCAACUUCGCCUCCGCAUAUGAUCACGCGCUGUCCAAUGCUGGCUAUGGAGAAGACGCUCCGAGGGCAAGGUUUGUCCCCGGUUGUCUCCACCUCCGUCCACUCCCCGGAGGCCGGGUCGAAGCAGUGGACGUCGUCUACCUCUUCACCUGCGAAACCAUAAACUAUCCAGAUCUUCUCUCCGGCCACGGCGAGCCCAGUUCCUCCCCGGGGACGGCAGCUCUUCCCUGGCUCCGGGAACUUGACCCACUUCCCGUCCAAAACAUCGUAAGCCCAGAGGUCAUUGAGCCUCCCGGCGACUCCGCACCCGCCAAAGAUGUAGACAUGGUGGCCGUCCGCGGCCGUCGAGUGGUAGCUCCGGCUGGGCGGGCCGAGCUCGCCGGAGGACAGAAGGGUCCAGUUGUCCGUGGUUGUGUCGAACGAGUAGAGCUCGUUCAGCUCCUUGUACUCUGCGUCACGACCACCGAAGACGUAGAUGGUCUUACCGACGGUGGCCAUGGUGACGCCGACCCUCGGCGGCGGGAUGUCUCCGGUGACCUCUGGAACGGACCAGGUGAGAGUCUCCAGGUCGAAGACAUGGAUCUUGUUGUCCACGGGGACGCGGGGGGUGAAUUCUCCGCCAAAGGCGUAGGCCCUGCUGCCGACCACCGUAAUGGCGUGGGAGCUUCUUGCGCCAGGCCCGGAUCCUCGUUGCAGCAACUGAAUGAGACAGAAGAAGGUUUAAUCUGAUCAACUUCACCGCCAUGGUAUUGUUUUGAUGACCAGAUGGAGUUCAAGAACCAGCAACUUCUUAUCUAUCAACGUUUUUGGGAUGCUCAUGGCGAUGGCGAUUCAGCGAAUGGAUUUUUCUCUAAUUUACCUCCCUCUCGCCUUGGCAUGCUCCUGCAUCUUCCCUUCCUCUUACGUUUCCUCUCUCCCUCCCUUUCUUCUCUCUCUCUCUCUCUCUCUCACCCUCCUUCCCUCCAACUCCCCCUCUUCUCUCUCUCCACCCUCAUUCUCCCCUUACUCUCUCCGUAUCCAUCUUCCUCUUCUUCGUCUUUAGUUCUCUCACCCUCAGCGCUCCUCUCUCCAUCCCUCUCCCCCGCGUGGCCCUCCUCCGCCGAACCACAUCAAGCGAACACCGGCGAAUUCCCGAACGGAGCCGAGCGCACAACCGUGCUCAGCUCCUUUCGCGAUGGAACGCGGCGGCCAUUAGCGAACGCCGGCGGCGCUCGGCUCGGUACGCCACGGCGAGCUGCCGAACCGAGCGCGCGGACGUUCGGCGGGAACAGCACAUUCGCAGACGGUCGCAUGGCCAUUCGUGGAGGCCAGCAACCGUCUACAGAUGCCAUGGCUGCCCGCUCCCACUCAACUGUUCUGAAAAACUAUCCAUCCACUGGACUUCUUACAGAUUCAACUUAUCGCUAAAGAUUUGCUUACACAGGCAUGCCAGAUGCAUACAUAUUAAUAUGUAUAAGAUUCAUUCAAACCAUAAUCACAAUUCUUAUUUAAUUUCUUUAGAUUAAGCAUAUCGCGAUUGCUUCAAUCAACAUGAAAUUUUGGUCACCAUCAUAUUCCUUUACGCCGAUUUGAUUUUUUCUCAGGACCACUCGAUCCGGAUAAAAUCGUUCCGAGUGUCCCCAAUUACGCGACAGUUCUCUUAUUUAAAUUGGAAUUAAAACCAGCGAAGAUCGGAAAAUCGACCGCAGAGCGAGAAACCAAGAAGACCCGCGCGACGGAAGGAAGGAAAACCGAUUGUCGGAGGAUGGAGGGAUACGCUGAUAUAAGAGAAUUACAGAGACAAGGGAGAACGACGAAGGUUGCAGGGGCUAGGAACAGAAUUGAAGUCGAGAAAUUCCGUGAAACUAUGGAUACCAACCUUGAUCCAUUUCCCUUGGAGUUCCUCCGCCAUCGCUAGACUGUUGCUCCUCUCUCUCUACUCUCUCUAUCUCUCACUCUCUCUGUAUCCCCCCUCCCGCCUCUUCUGGCUCUUAUUCUUCUCCAUACCGGGAAACCGCGGCAAGAGAAAACUGUGGGCGAUCGUUUACAGUAAUAAUGAGCCAUAAUUAUCGAUUUAUUUACAUUCAUUGCCAACCCUCCCCUCUCAGUUCCGCGACCAGCCGCGCGUCUGUUUUCGAUCAGAGAGUAUGGCUGAAUCGUAAUACCUGAAUAUGGUGGAGGCUCUUUUGACAUUGACUUUUCUCAUGAAAUCACGGUCAUCCCUCCCACCACCCUGAAAAAAAGUAUUCUUUUAUAAAGAGUAAUCAUGGCGAUCACAUAAUUUAAUGUUUCUCAUGAAGUGGGCAUUGUUGACCUUGUUUUAUAUCCAAAAGUACUAAUUUUGAGCUCUCAUGUGACUCGAACAUGCACAUGCCAUGAUUAUUUUUAGUUAUAAAUGGUGAGCAAAUUGGUCAUACAUAUAAGAGGUUCUUAUCAUGUGUAUUUGUUCAAAUUUAAUAUAUUAUGACCGCGUGACUAUAUUUUAUUUCUAAUUGGUGGGCAAGUCACAUCACACAACUUUCUGAUUCCAAUUUUAUUUCUAAUCAUUAUGUGAUUAAAUAUGUAGAUGUGAUGAGGAUAAUUCUAGAAAAUAUUUGUAUUGAUAAUGCUAAAAUAAGAUGUGUGAAGAAGCAGGCUUCAUUUUGUCCCGUGUAAUUUUUAAAUGACACGUGUUUUUAAAAUUAAUUGAGUAAAAUAACUAGUAAGUAUAUUGGUCUGAUUGACGAACCAUUUAGUCUUGAAAAUUAUUUUCACAUAAUUAAAUUAUUGGUCUAAUUAAAUUAGAGAAUAUCAUACUAUUGUGCAUGCACCUAUUAUAUAAUGUCAAGAUAGAGGAUGGGUAUGACCCCUUAACAAACUUGAGAUUACUUUGUGGAGGAAAUGAUUAUUUAUGAUUAACAUCAUGUAGAUUGGUAAGUUCCACUCUCCAACAGUUGUAACACAUUGAUUUUAUGAGGGAGUAUGUGAAGUAAUUUAAUUCACUUAUUUUUUACACUAAGAAUAUAUAUAACAAAUAAAAUUUUAUCAAUUUUAUCAAUUUUAUCAUGUUUCUAUAAUUAGGCAUAGGCAAAAUGACUGUAGGACCUAGAGAAUGUAAUUGGCCAUGACAAUGGUUAAUGUACUAUUGGACUAUCAAAAGCUUGUACAAUGAGCAAUGAUUAUGCUUUAUGCUAGUACAAUGAGCAAUGAUUAUGAUAAGUAUUGUGGUGGCACCAAGCAUGGUUGUUAAUCUAGUACAGACUAAGGCACCAUGCUAGAUUCAUAAUCAAGGAGUACCCAAAACUAUUGUGGUGGUAUACUAGGACACUUUGUUGAAGAGUGAAUGCAACAUUUAUAUCAUCACAACACACUAAAGACUACACCACACUUACAAGUAGGGUGCAUUUGACACAUUGUCACAAGAAAUCUCAUUGGAGGACAUUAAAUCCACAUUGAAUUCUCUUCAACUAUUGAGUGCCUUAUUAUAGUAAAACCUAUCGAAUCGAGUGAGUCUAGCUUCAUCUACUUAGAAGUUAGCAUCAACACUUGACCAAUUAUCUUGAUGAUUAUAAUUCACAAUACUUCUUCUACAAGAAAGUUGAUUUCUACUAGUUCCAUGCAUGGAGCUCAUAGAGAUAGAAAUGCGGAGGGUUACAACAUAUUCCAUAGUUCUACUAGUAGAUGAUUUCAACAUCAUCUUUAGUAUGAGCAUCAUUAUUCUAUCUCAUGUUAGGACUUUAAUCCUAUUUUAUAACGUCUUUUUGAUAAGAAGAUUAAGGUCAUAUUGUGUUGUGGUAGAAAAGAGCACACAAUAGGGAGAACAUAUGCUAUCAACCUUCCAACUACAAGAUGACUAGAGGAAAGGCGAGGAAAUCUUCCUUGUGACCUUAUGGGAAUAAAAUUGACUCACAUAAGAGGACUAUAUUGAGACAAGAAAUGGGCAUGGAGCACCUAACAUCAUAACAAGCAUGCAUGCAGAGCACAAUGGCACCACUAUGAAUUCAUGUGGACUACUUGCCAAUGUUGCACCACUACAAGUUCAUGUGGAUGUGCAUGCCAUAGACAACUUCAUGACAGCAACAUACAUGACAAUGGAGACUAAUUAAUGUAGGACAAGUCCUUUGAAGAUUUUUUUCUCUCAAACGAAUUUGAAAUGUGAUGUAAAAAGCCUUAGUGUGACUUCCACCUUAGUGUGAGGAGGGCUAGAGAAUUGAUCUUGAAGAGUUGCCCACAUAGAGGAGCUCUUCUUUAAAUUUGAUCUCCUAAAAGAUAGAUAUGAGCUUGAAAAUUAUUUCUCCCUUAUGAGUAUAAAAUUGAGGCUACAUCAACCAAUGUCUAAGUGGUGUAAUGCAAGUUGAGAGAGGACUAAUUAUUUCUCAAUCUAAUAUGUGUGACUUUAUGUUAAAGGAAGUGGAUUUGUUUGACCAUAUUGUGUGAUGUGAUAGAAUAUAAAUGAAUGUACAUGCCAUCAACAAGUAACAAGAGUCAAGUCAGGCGUAGAAGCUUGUCUUUCCUUCACUUGGUCAAUUAUUUUUAUAUAUUCAUGGAAUAAUAUUACUAUAUACACAAAAAGAGAUGAUAGUUGUGGUGCAUUAUAUUGGGAUAUCAUUAUCUCCAACUUAUUCACUUCAUUAUAUGCACCAAUCAUGUGCUAACUACUCAUAAUGAAAUGUAAUGAAAGGUCUAACCAAAAUAGGCUCAAUGUCAAGAUUUCUUUAUAGAAUAUUGCUUUAUCUUAAAGUACAAGUUAGAUGUAGGUGGAUAGCAAUCUCAGUCACAAGGAGAACAAGAAGAAUCUUGUAGUAGUCUUGAUGACUAAUGACAUGAUCUUGAAGGAGAUACAUGCAUAUAAACGUAAUGCUUAUAAUAACAUGUUAAUGCUCUAUUUCCAUAUGAUAAACAAGGUAAAAUUGAUCUAAGUUUUGUAUUAAUUGAUGUAAAAUGUGCAUUAUUUAUGUUACAAUGCAUUUGCAUGUGUUUGAAGUUGUAUAAAGUAAACUUUAGAUUAUAAAUAUAUUUAUAUGAUUUAUAUCAUAUUUAAUUAUUUCAAUCUUUUUUAUUUGUGUUAGUCAAUCAUCUAAGGUUUAUAGCCUUGAUAUACAUUUUAUUUUUGACGAAAAUUUAUUCAUGAGGUUAUAUUUUGAAUUAGAAUUACAAAGUUAUAACUUUUGAUAAUUUCUUAAUAAUUUUCUAAAGUGGUGUUGAAGUGUUAAUUAAGACAUGACCCUAUGAGUAAAUUUCAAAUGGUCUCAAUGAGAUCAGCACAAAAAGGAUGAUUAAAUCAACGAUCUUGGCAUGUCAACAAGCUCAAACCCCAACUAUUAGAAAUCAGCUCUACUAUUUUCAAGCAUCGGCUUAGUCUGAAGAUCUCGAUGCAUGGCAGUUCUCUGAUCCAUGUUAUGUCCUCCAAUGCUGCACAUUUGGGAAUCUCUAGAUGCAGAAGGUUUUUGAAGAUGACACCUGUGCUGAGAUCCCUCACGAACACGUUUCUAUCUUUCCAAGAUAUCGUUGCUCGGUGAAGCUGCAACAAUGUCAGACCCUCCAACUCCGAGGGCUGGUUCGUGUUGAAGAUCAGCUCUUCCAAGUGGGUAGAAUGCUCAAUGAAAAGGGCCUUUCAUAACCUGAAGACAAGCAGACAAAUCAAAAGACGAACUUCCCACCUCUUUCAGGCAUAGAAAUCUGAUAGAUGCGCACAGCCCGUGAGAGUCCAGGAAAGCCUGCAUGUCUUCAUGCGUCAUGCCUGUUAUAGAAAGACCGAGCUCCGUCAGUUGCCCCAAGCAGUCCAAGUCUUUCAGACAGAGUUGUCUCCCCUCAUGAUCACUCACACAAUCGCUACCACCGUCCUUCCAUCCUCCUCUCAACUCAUAGUAACUCUUAAAAAUGUUCAACGACUGCAGCCCUGAAAGCGACGAGACCGCCUCGCGUGGGAUACUCUUCAGACAAUAGACGUCCUCCAAACGCAGUUGUCUCAGCUUCGUCAACCUCCCUACCUCCACGGGCAAUGAUCCCAGGAAAGUCUCUGAUAGAUUGAGCUGCUGCAGUUCAACCAGCGACCCGAUUCCCGGGGGGAGAAGGCUUAUUCCUGUUCUCGACAGAUCUAAAACAAGAAGUCUCGGCAUGAACUGGAAAAACCCACCGGGGAUUUCCCUUAGAGGAUGGUUGUUGUUCAGCAACAGUGUCUGCAGAUUAUGACAGCUGGGCUCCUCAGGGAGCACGCCUAUCUCGUUGUGCAUGAACGAUAUCCUUCUUGACUCCAUCCAUCUUUCCGGAAUCCGCACGCGGGUCAACCUCUCCCCGGAGUUCACCAAAAAGACAUUCUUUUCGUCCUCUUCGCCUCUAGUUAUCCACAAGGCCAUCUCGCGGACCGUGUCAUGGAGCUUUACCUCUCGUCCUCUGUUGUUCCCGUCUUCUAGCAGGCAGGCAGCUUUGAGACUCGUGACGGUGAUGAGCCCGCGAUUACGAGCUCUAUCAAUAGAGUCGGGAUGGCGUCCCCUUUCUAAGAGCCCUUCUCCUACAUAGUACUCAAUGAGCUGACUUAUAUCGAUGUUGUGAUCCUCUGGGAAGAGGGCGCAGUAGAGAAGGCACUCCCUGGCGGAUGUAUCUUUCAGUCUGUCGAAGCUGAACUUGAGCAGAGUUAGAACCUCCUUCAUGUCACCGAGCUCCGCAGGAAUACCCUUAAGCGACUUGAGAGCUUCUUCCCACUCGCCGCGGGUGGCGGCAUCCGCCAUGCCCCGGCCUACGGUGAUGAGUGUGAGCGGCAGGCCACCGCAUUUUGCAGCAACUGCCGAUGCGAGAGAUUUCAUGGAGGGAUCCCACUGGUCUUCUCCCCUUCCCAGCCUUUGGCAGAACAGCUUCCAAGAACUCGCCUGAUUCAAAAGGGGCACUUUGACUCGCUCCUGAGCGUCCAUCUCGUUGCACACUUUCAGUGACCGUGUGGUGAAGACUAUCUUGCUUCCGUUCCUGAGAGAGACUGGGACGCCUACAGCACCGAGGUCUAGUUUCUCCCACAGAUCGUCCAGCAGAAGAAGGAACCUCCUCUGGGAGAGGGCACUCAGUAGGGUGGUGGCCCUGUCGUGUAGAUGCCGUGGAAGGGUCGGGCCCUGGCCCUCGCCGGGGCGACAGUAGCCCAAUCGGACGCCGAUGUCCUCUUGAAUCUUCAGAACAUCAAGCUCCUUGGAGACGAUGACCCAAAUCACUAGAUCGAAUCGACUGGAGUCUUGACCCACUACUGACCUCACUCUUGAUGAGAUCAGACGGCGGUGGAGAAACAGAAGGGAGAUGAGGAGGCGUAGUGCGCAAAAGAUGUAAUAUUCGACUGUCCCCGAAGUUACCUCAAGAAUAUAUCUUCCUCAAUCAUGAGACUAUUUGAUGCGGGACAACGCGGUGGAUUAGCUUGGUGGGCCUGAUGGCUGGGCCGGCGGGUAAGGUGGGUGAGGCCCAAUAAGUAUCCCCCUUAAGGGAGUCUCUGCCGAAAUCCUAAUUCGGGCAUUUCAGCGGCGGGGCGGCGGCGAGUGAACGGUGGCGGUGGACGCGUCAUCGGUGAAGGCAGGAGGCGGCCACAGUAAUGUAUAGGUUGUAAAAUCAAGAGCUAAAGCUUCAGAUCACAUGGUUGAGGCCUCAAAAAAACUUUGAUGAUCUCUAGCAAAGACCCUCGAUGAGUUCAUUAUUCCCUGAUCAUUUCAGUAUUUUCUCGCUUCCGUAGCAAGGGAAAUUUAAGAAAUUUAGCUAGUGAGUACCUUAUAUUACUUACUACUAAAUUUAAUAAUUUUUACUACUAAAUUUAGUAUUGGCUUGCUUUAUAGCACCUCUCAGCUAGAGGAGAUGGCAACCUCUUUAUCUUGCUCAUGCUGCUUAUUUAUGAAGAAGAAUAUAACUUAUUGAGUAUAUUUCUGAUCCUCGACUGAGGUCAUUCACUUUGUAGUUGAAUGAAGAAAAAUGAAGCAAUUUUUGACUGUUUCAAUAGGAUUUUGGUAUAUUUUCUCCGAAAUAAGUUGUAUUAUAAUAGUGACCCUUGCCUUGUCCAAUGCAUCCAACCGACAUGGUCUUCUCCAAGAGGAAGUUCCUUCUGCUGCUGGACGACCUAUGGGAGAAACUAGACCUCGGCGUUAUAGGCGUCCCCUUCUCCUCCUCUUCUUUCAGGAACGGAAACAAGGUAGUCUUUACCACACGCUCACUGAAAGUGUGCAUCGAUAUGGAUGCUCAAGGGAAAGUUAAGGUGCCAUUGUUGAAUCCAGAGAGCUCUUGGACGCUCUUCUCCCAAAAGAUGGGAAAAAGAGAAGACCAGUGGAAUGAUCUCUCCAUAAGGUCUCUCGCAAAAGCCGUUUGUCAAAAAUGCGGAGGCCUUCCGAUCACCCUCAUCACCGUAGGCCGCGCCAUGGCGGAUGCCACCACCCAUGGCGAGUGGAAAGAGGCUCUCAUGGCGCUGAAGGGCAUACCCGUGGAGCUCGGAGACAUGAAAGAGGUUCUAAUUCUUCUCAAGUUCAGUUUCGACAGACUGAAAGAUACAUCCGCCAAGGAGUGCCUUCUCUACUGCGCCCUCUUCCCAGAGGAUGAGAACAUCAAGAUACCUCAGCUCAUUGAUUACUGGGUGGGCGAAGGGCUCUUAGAUAGGGGAUCCUAUCCCGACUCCAUUGACAGAGCUCGUAACCGCGGCCUCGUUGUCAUCACCACACUCAAGGCUGCCUGUCUGCUAGAAGACGGGGUGGUCAAAGGAAGACACGUGAAGCUCCAUGACACGGUCCUCGAGAUGGCGUUGUGGAUAACCAGCGGCGAAGGCGACAAGAGAGGGAAUGUCUUCUUGGUGAACUCCGGGGAGCAGUUGAGGCACGUGCCGACGCCGGAAAGAUGGACGGAGGCGAGAAGGAUAUCUCUGAUGCAUAAUGAGAUACGCCUGCUCCCUGAGGAGCCUCGUUGCCCCAAUCUGCAGACGCUGUUGCUGAACGAACCAGGCCGUCAUCUGGAGGAAAUCCCCGGUGGGUUUUUCCAGUUCAUGCCGAGCCUUCGUGUUUUAGAUCUGUCCUUUACGAAAAUAAGGGUUCUCCCCCGGGAAAUCGGGUCACUGGUAGAACUGCGGUAUCUCAAUCUAUCAAGGACUGCCCUGAAAUCAUUACCCAUGGAGGUCAGGAAUUUGACGAAGCUGAGAAAACUGCGUUUGGAGAAAACCUGGUCUCUUAAGAGUAUCCCACGCGAAGCGGUCUCAUCGCUUGAAAGGCUGCAGUCGUUGAACAUUUAUGGGAGUAACUAUGAGUUUAGAGCAGGAUGGGAGGGCGGUGGUAGCGAUGGUGUGAUUGACCAUGAGGGGAGACAACUCUGUCUGAAAGACUUGGAGGACGGCAUGUGGAACCUGACGGAGCUCGGUAUUUCUAUAACAUGGAUGACGCAUGAAGACCUGGAGGCUGUACUGAACUCUCAGAGACUGUCUGCGUCGAUCAGAUUUCUAUGUGUGCUAGAGGUGGGAAUCCGAUCUUUAGAUUUGUCUGCUUUUCUUGAGAUUAUGAAGGGCCUGAGAAGGCUUGAGAUUUGGAAUUCUAUUUGCUUGGAAGAGCUGGUCUUCAACACGAGCCAGUUCUCGGAGCUGGAGGAACUGACAUUGGGUGAACUUCCCCGAGCAACGAUCUCUUGGAAAGAUGGCAACGUGUUUGUGAGGGGGCUCACCACAGCUGCCAUCUUCAAAAACCUUCGGGGAUUGUGGAUUAUCAGAUGUGAAGCAUUGGAGGACAUAACAUGGAUCAGACAACUGUCCUGCAUUGAGGAGUUAAUACUACAUGGAUGUUCGAGAAUAGAAGAGGUGAUAGUAGUCGAAGAGGUGACGGUGGACAACGUGGAUUAUCAAAAUGAUUCUUUCUUCCCUAAAUUAAUGUUGAUUUGGUUGAAAGAUCUUCCGAAUUUGAGGAGCAUAUGUAGGCAUCCAUUGUUGUUUCCUGCCUUGGAGAGUAUCGGUGUAGGAGACUGUCCAGAGCUGAAAAAGCUGCCCUUUGGGCUCUCUACUGCCAAGAACAUCCAACGCAUCUUCUGUAAACAAGAAUGGUGGAAUGGAUUAGAGUGGGAGCAUGAAGACGUCCGAUCCAAGUUUACCCCUUAUUUUCAACCAAUGUAG